CACUACAACUCUGAAUUCUGAAGUAGAAGGUGCCCUAGAUUUUCCAACAAGGGUUUAGCCAUUCAGACUUCGAGAGAGAGAAAAAAGAGCGAGAAGAUGGAGGUUGUAGAUGAAGGGAUUGAUAGACUCGUAGAAGACUCAAAGGAUUUACAGCAACAGAGUAAAGCCCUUGACAAGCUCACUGAUCAUGUCGAAGAUCGUCAACUCGAUAUAUCCAGAGUCCAAGAGGCUAUGGCGUCGAUUGCUGCAUCUUCAGAAGCUGAUUUGAAUGCGAUGAAAUUGAGAGAGAAAGAAUUGGCUGCGGUGAAGAUAAACGCUGGUGAUAUAGACAUCAUUGCGGACGAGCUAGAGAUGGACAAGAAGGUUGCAGAGAGAACAUUACGGGAACACAAAGGUGAUGCUGUUGCUGCUGUGCGUCACUUGCUUCGAUAGAAAUCAUGGAGUAGCAUGCAUAUCGUAAAUUUCUUGGCGUUUCAUUGGAGUCUAAUUGUGUGAGACAGGUGAAAAUACAGUUGGUCUUGCCUUCUAGAAGAUCAACCCAACUUCCAAGAUAGGGUUUAUAUUGUACUUCAGGGGUAAUUUUCACCUCCAAUUUUUUCAUCAACUGUACUGCUUUUAUGUUCAUGGUCCUUGUCCUUGUUGUGAUGUUUCUGAGUGAAAACCUUAUGUAGAAUUUAUCCAAGUAUCGACCUUUUUCUCUUGAACCAA
This is a messenger RNA of Papaver somniferum (opium poppy), 708 nucleotides long. Its product is annotated as huntingtin-interacting protein K-like. The record is from RefSeq and is a predicted model, not a curated record. NCBI's taxonomy places the organism in Eukaryota, Viridiplantae, Streptophyta, Magnoliopsida, Ranunculales, Papaveraceae. The coding region runs from base 97 to 432 and encodes 111 amino acids. Gene Ontology annotation, biological process: protein stabilization; negative regulation of apoptotic process. The transcript has 4 exons.